Messenger RNA from Mesorhabditis spiculigera, 2664 nucleotides. The record is from the annotation of a GenBank genome assembly. Lineage: Eukaryota; Metazoa; Nematoda; Chromadorea; Rhabditida; Rhabditidae.
AUGGCCUACACGAGCCUCGUCACCGAUCUGCCCGUCAACGGCAAAAAGUAUAAAUUUUUUGACCUGACCGCCUUGAAGGAUGACCGCUAUGAAAAACUGCCCAUCUCCAUCCGUUAUUUGUUGGAGUCGGCUGUCCGAUACUGCGAUGAUUUCCAUGUAAAGAAGGCCGAUGUCGAGACGAUCCUGAACUGGCAAGAGAUGCAGACGGCUCAGGCUGAGAUUCCGUUCAAGCCAGCCCGCGUGAUUCUGCAGGAUUUCACCGGUGUCCCUGCUAUCGUCGACCUGGCCGCCAUGCGUGACGCCGUGCAGCACAUGGGCGCCGAUCCGGCCAAGAUCAACCCGGUGUGCCCGGUUGACUUGGUCAUCGACCACUCGGUCCAGGUUGAUGCUUACGGAAGCCUCGAUGCUCUGGCCAAAAAUCAGUCGAUCGAAUUCGAGCGUAACAAGGAGCGUUUCAACUUUUUGAAGUGGGGCUCGAAGGCGUUUGACAACCUGUUGAUCGUCCCCCCUGGCUCGGGCAUCGUCCACCAGGUCAACCUCGAGUAUCUGGCUCGAACGGUGUUUGCUGAUAAGGACGGCGUUCUCUACCCCGACUCGGUCGUCGGUACCGACUCGCACACAACCAUGAUCGAUGGUUGUGGAGUCCUUGGAUGGGGUGUUGGUGGCAUUGAAGCCGAGGCCGUCAUGCUCGGACAGCCCAUCUCCAUGGUCAUCCCGGAAGUCAUCGGCUACGAACUGACCGGCCAUCUUCCUUCGGUCACCACCAGCACCGAUCUUGUGCUGACCAUUACCCAGAACCUGCGUGAACUCGGCGUCGUCGGAAAGUUUGUCGAAUUCUUCGGAGCCGGUGUUGCCUCCCUGUCCAUUGCGGAUCGCGCCACCAUCGCCAACAUGUGCCCGGAAUACGGAGCCACCGUCGGCUUCUUUCCAGUUGAUGCCCGUACCAUUGACUACCUCCGCCAAACUGGUCGUGAUGAGGAAGUCAUCGCUCGUACGGAAGCCUACCUAAAGGCCAACCACCUCUUUGUCGACUAUUCCGAUGUUAACUUCCGGCCAAACUACACCAAGGUACUGAAGCUCGACCUCGGCACCAUUGUCCCAUGCGUCUCGGGCCCGAAACGCCCCCAUGAUCGUGUGGAUCUUGACAAGCUCCACGCCGAAUUCAAGGAGGGUCUUGGCGCCAAGGUCUCCUUCAAGGGCUUCGGGCUCAAGCCUGACGAGCUGCCAAAGACGGUCAAGCUGUCGGUGGACGGUCAGGAGACGGAGCUGCAGCACGGAUCGGUCGUCAUUUCGGCAAUCACCUCCUGCACAAACACCUCCAACCCGUCGGUCAUGCUGGCUGCUGGAUUGGUGGCGCGUAAGGCCCUAGCAGCUGGACUGAAGGUCCCACCCUUCGUCAAGACUUCCCUGUCGCCCGGCUCUGGUGUUGUCACGAAGUAUCUCGAAGCUUCCGGACUGCUCCCCGACCUCCAGAAGCUCGGCUACCACAUUGCUGGCUAUGGCUGCAUGACCUGUAUCGGCAACUCGGGGCCCCUGCACGAUGCCGUCUCGGCCGCUAUUGAGGAUAACAACCUGGUCGUAUCGGGUGUCCUUUCCGGCAACCGCAACUUCGAGGGACGUAUCCACCCGCUCGUCCGCGCCAACUACCUGGCCUCCCCGCCGUUGGUGGUCGUCUACGGACUCGCCGGAAAUGUCAACAAGGACAUCUUCAAUGAACCGAUCGGCCACGGAACUGAUGGAAAGGCCGUCUACUUCAAGGAUGUUUGGCCGACGAGGGAAGAGAUCGCCGAAAUCGAGGAGAAGUACGUUCUGCCGCAAUUCUUCAAGGAGGUGUACGCCACCGUGGAGCUCGGUUCCCCCGACUGGCAAAAGCUGGAAACCCCUCAGGCGAAGCUCUACCCCUGGGACCAAUCGUCGACGUACAUCAAGAAGGUCCCCUUCUUCGAGACGAUGACGCGCGAGCUGCCGAAGCAAGGCUCCAUCGAGAACGCCUACGUGCUGUUGAACGUCGGCGAUUCCGUGACGACAGACCACAUCUCGCCUGCCGGAUCGAUUUCGAAGACAUCCCCAGCAGCGCGCUUCUUGGCGUCGAAGGGACUGACGCCACGCGACUUCAACACAUACGGAGCUCGUCGUGGAAACGAUGAGAUUAUGGCUCGCGGAACGUUUGCCAACAUUCGAUUGGUCAACAAGCUGGCAUCAAAGGUUGGCCCCCAAACCACCCACGUGCCCAGCGGUCAAGAGCUGGACAUCUACGACGCCGCCGAGCGAUACCAAAAGGAGGGCCACCCAGUGAUCAUCCUCGCCGGAAAGGAAUAUGGCUGCGGAUCAUCUCGAGAUUGGGCCGCUAAAGGACCGUAUCUUCAGGGAGUGAAGGCCGUCAUCGCCGAGAGCUUCGAGCGUAUCCAUAGGUCUAACCUAAUCGGUAUGGGCAUCGUCCCCCUUCAAUUCACGGCCGGCCAAAAUGCCGACUCAUUGGGUCUGACCGGCAAAGAACAAUUCUCCAUUGACCUGCCCGACACGCUGAAAGCGGCCGACAUUCUCAAAGUGAAAGCCUCGAACGGUACCACCUUUGACGUGCUAUGCCGCUUCGACACUGAGGUCGAGCUGACGUACUACCGUAACGGCGGUAUUCUACAGUACAUGAUCCGGAAGCUCAUCCAA